UGCUCCACAACCUCCCUGGGCUGCCUGUGCCAAUCUCUCCCCACCCUCACUGCCACCAAUUCCUUCCUCAUCUCCAUUCUCACUCUCUCCUCUCCCAGCUCAAAGACAUUGGCCCUCAGCCUGGCACUGUCUAAAGUCUUCUUCCUCUUCGUCUCCACUCUCAAUCUGCCUUUCUCAAGCUUCAGUCCAUUCUGUGCCCCCCAAUCUCCCUGUGCUACCUGUGCCAGUCACUCCCCACCCUCACUGCCAACAGUUUCUUCAUCUCCACUCUCAAUCUGCCUUCCUCAAGCAUCAAUCCAUUCUGUGCUCCACAACCUCCCUGUGAUACCUGUGCCAGUCUCUGCCCACCCUCACUGCCAACAGUUUCUUCUUCAUCUCCACUCUCAAUCUGCCCUCCUCAAGCUUCAAUCCAUUCUGUGCCCCCCAAUCUCCCUGUGUAACCUGUGCCAGGCUCUCCCCACUCUCACUGUGUCUGUGCCCCCCAAUCUCCCUGUGCUACCUGUGCCAGGCUCUCCCCACUCUCACUGUGUCUGUGCUCCACAACCUCCCUGGGCAGCCUGUGCCAGGCUCUCCCUAGCCUCACUGCCAACAGUUUCUUCUUCAUCUCCACUUUCAAUCUGCCCUCCUCAAGCUUCAAUCCCUUCUGUGCUCCACAACCUCCCUGUGCAACCUGUGCCACUUUUUCCCCACCCUCACUGCUAACAGUUUCUUCUUCAUCUCCACUCUCAAUCUGCCCUCCUCAAGCUUCAGUCCCUUCCCUCUCAUCCUACCACAACAAGCCCUUGUGAAAAGUCCCUUCCCAGCUUUCUUGUAGCCCCCUUUCAGGGAGGGGGACUGGAAGUUCCACUGGUUUGUGGUGAAAAGAGAUUGCAAGAGAGCAUUAAAAUGGAAGGCUGAAGCUGCAGGGUGAUCUGUAGGGCUGAGAGGUGGUCAGCAUCACAGAAUCUCUUAGGUUGGCAGAGCCCUUCAAGCUCCUUGAGUCCAAUCAUUAGUUUCACCCUGACAAGUCCUUGACUCAGCCAAAUCCCUCAGCACAACAUCUCACUGCUGUGGUUGGAAAGGACCACCAGGAUCAGCCAGUCCAACCUCCAGCCUUCGUCUCUAGACCAUAGCCUCAAGCACCACAGCCACUCUCACCAGGGAUGGUGACUCCUCCACCACCUCCCUGGGCAGCCUGUGCCAGUGCCUGACCUGAUUCUGUGCUCCACCACCUCCCUGGGCAGCCUGUGCCAGUGCCUGACGUGAUUCUGUGCUCCACAACCUCCCUGGGCAGCCUGUGCCAGUGCCUGACGUGAUUCUGUGCUCCACAACCUCCCUGGGCAGCCUGUGCCAGGCUCUCACCACCUGUUCCAGCAUCUCCCUACCCUCACUGUAAUUCCUCUCUCAUCCCAUGCUUCUAUUCCCAAUCCUUCAGCCCCCACACCUGCUGAAGGAGCUCCUUCUAGUCCUGACUAAUGACCUCAAUGCUGUUGGCUCAACACCCAAAAAGUGCUUCUUGUGUGUUCAGGUUCCCUGACCCCCAUAGGUGGCCUCUCUAUCACCCUGAGCCAUGCUCAGGGAUGUUGCCCUCAGGAAAGAACUUCCUCCCAACAUCCAACCUAAACCUCCCCUGGCACAACUUGAGGCCAUUUCCUCUUGUCCUGUCAUUAGGAAUUGGGGAGAAGAGUCCAGCUCCAGCCUCACUACAACCUCCUUUUAGGUAGCUGUAGAGGGCAAUGAGGUCCCCUCUCAGCCUCCUCUGCUCCAGACUGAGCACCCCCAGCUCCCUCAGCUGCUCCUCACAGGCCAUGUUUGCCAGAGCUCUCCCCAGCCUCAUCUCCCUUCUCUGCCCCUGCUCCUGCACCUCAGUGUCCCUCCUGUGCUGUGCUGACCAAAACUGGGCACAGCACUCGAGGUGUGGGCUCACCAGUGCUGAGCACAGGGGCAUGAGCACCUCCCUGCCCCUGCUGGUCGCCUCCCUACUCCUGAUGGUCGCCUGCUUACUCCUGCUGGUCACCUCCCUGCUCCUGCUGGUCACCUCCCUGCUCCUGCUGGUCGCCUCCCUGCCCCUGCUGGUCGCCUGCUUACUCCUGCUGGUCGCCUCCCUGCCCCUGCUGGUCACCUCCCUGCUCCUGCUGCUCACCUCCCUGCCCCUGCUGGUCGCCUCCCUGCCCCUGCUGGUCGCCUCCCUGCCCCUGCUGGUCGCCUCCCUGCCCCUGCUCUUCGCCUCCCUGCCCCUGCUCUUCGCCUCCCUACCCCUGCUGGUCGCCUCCCUGCCCCUGCUGGUCGCCUCCCUGCCCCUGCUGGUCGCCUCCCUGCCCCUGCUGCUCGCCUCCCUGCCCCUGCUGGUCGCCUCCCUGCCCCUGCUGGUCGCCUCCCUGCCCCUGCUGGUCGCCUCCCUGCCCCUGCUGGUCGCCUCCCUGCCCCUGCUCUUCGCCUCCCUGCCCCUGCUCGUCGCCUCCCUGCCCCUGCUGGUCGCCUCCCUGCCCCUGCUGGUCGCCUCCCUGCCCCUGCUGGUCGCCUCCCCACUGUGAGGGAGGGGAGAGCCUGGCAGGGGCUGCCCAGGGGGCCCCAUCCCUGCAGCCAUCCAGGCUCAGCCUUGCUGUGUGCCUGGGCAGCCUGCUCCGGCCGGAGCUGUCCCUGCUGCCCGCAGGGGGCUCGGACAAGAUGCCCCUGGAGAGUCGCUUGAGCGCAGGCAGCAGAGCCCAACCCCAGCUGCCUGCAGCCUCCCCCCGGGGAGCUGCAGCGAGCAGCCAGGGCUGGAGCCGGAGCUGGAACCAGCAGGGCUGCGCAGAGGCCAUGGCGGCCCGGGCAGCACAACCUCUAUCCCCGGGACCCUCCGCUCCUUAACGCCCUUCUCCCUGUG
Messenger RNA from Pogoniulus pusillus (Red-fronted tinkerbird), 2845 nucleotides. RefSeq lists its product as uncharacterized. Bases 1716 to 2513 code for a protein of 265 amino acids. NCBI's taxonomy places the organism in Eukaryota, Metazoa, Chordata, Aves, Piciformes, Lybiidae. The record is from RefSeq and is a predicted model, not a curated record. The transcript is spliced from 2 exons.